UGUCGCCUUUACGUCCUGCGUUGUUUGUACGCUGGUUCUGAAGUUAGCCGACGGUAGCUAGCUAGCUAACUGUUAAACGUAACAGCUAGUGACGUUCGCUUAGUUUUAACCUACAUCUCCGCGUAUGAACUACAUGCUCUAAAUACUUAGACGGUGUUUCUCGAGUACAAAAGCCAACUUUCGUUUCUGAUCAGUCGCAGUUGUUUUUUUGAAACGAAGCCGUUCUCCUCGAAGGCUAACAGGGUUCACAAUGGAGGGCAGCGCCAGCGUGAGGAAAGCGUUGUCUGGGACUCUCGUCCCUGUGACGGUCUCGACUAUGGCUCUCCUGCAACAACCCCACGAGAACGAGAACGAGAAAGGGAAGCUGCACAGAAAGGUCCUCGACGAAGAGGAGUACAUUGAGAGUUUAGAAAAGAUCAUCCAGAGGGACUUCUUCCCAGAUGUGACUAAAUUGCAAGCGCAGAAGGACUAUCUUGAUGCGGAGGAAACUGGUGACCUGGAAAGAAUGAGGGAGAUAUCCAUCCGAUAUGGAUCAUCCUUGACCAAAUCUACACCACGAUCUUCUGCCCCCUACGUGACACCAGCGAGCUUUGAGACACCACUGGGCCGCUGCGGGUCUCCCUCCUCCACUCAUGGCAGUAAAGGUUUAGAAGGGGAGAACAAGGAUGAUGAUAAGGAGGAGAAAGAGCUGCCCGCUCUGGAUCGCUUCCUUGCUAAAAAUACCAGUGAGGAUAAUGCAUCAUUUGAGCAGAUAAUGGAUCUGGCAGAGGACAAGGAGAAGCUGAGGCAUUCCUGGUUAUAUGAGGCUGAGGCUGAAUACAAACAGCGCCACGAAGAGAACCUUGCAUUACCAUCCAUAGAGAAAGCAGCACUCGAGUGUGUCAAAGCUGGACUUGAGACAUGGGAGUACAAAGCGAAGAAUGCCUUGAUGUAUUAUCCAGAGGGUGUUAAAGACGAUGAUGAUCUCUUUAAGAAGCCAAGGGAAGUAGUUCACAAGAACACACGCUUUACCGGAGACCCAUUCAGCAAAGCUCUCAACAAAAGCCAGAUUCAGCAGGCUGCAGCCCUCAAUGCACAGUUCAAACAGGGUAAAGUAGGACCUGAUGGGAAAGAGCUCAUUCCACAUGAAUCCCCAACAGUGAAUGGAUAUGGUUUUGAAAACAUGCCAUCCCCAGCACCUGGUGUAGCUGAUUCGCCUCUGAUGACCUGGGGUGAGAUAGAGAGCACCCCAUUUCGUCUGGAUGGAUCCGACAGCCCAUUUGUUGAGAGAAAUCAUGGUCCGUCAUUUAAGAUUCCAGAACCAGGAAGACGAGAGAGGCUGGGUUUAAAGAUGGCCAACGAAGCUGCCGCUAAAAAUCGUGCAAAGAAACAGGAGGCAUUGCGAAAGGUCACGGAGAACCUUGCAAGUCUUACUCCUAAAGGUCUGAGCCCAGCCCUCACACCCGCCCUGCAGAGGCUCGUAAAUCGGACAUCUAGUAAAUACACAGACAAAGCAUUACGAGCAAGUUACACCCCGUCGCCCUCACAUCAAGCCACUGGCUGCAAGUCUCCUUUCGGUGGCCCAGCCACCCCGACAGGAACGCCAACACCAACCAAAGCCAAGACGCCGAGCUCUCAGGACCUGACAUCACUGACGGACAAUCUGCUGCAACUUCCCAAGAGACGGAAAGCCGCUGAUUUUUUCUAAGUAAGAGAAUCUGUUCUCUGCUGGGAUUGUACAAAACAGACAUUAUUAUGUGGAAAACUUAAUUAUAAACUGUUCAAACCCAGUUUUCUCAACUUUAUAGAGCACAUCUUUUCAGUCAGAUGCCUGGAUGAAGAAUUUGAUAUAUUUUUGAGGGAACAGGUUAAUAUAGAGCUUUGUUGAAUACAGUGUCCACAUUAUAUUGUACAGCGUGAUUUUCUUUUGUUUUAUCCCAAUGCAAUGUUUUAUAUAUUAUUGUACAGCUGUUUCCACUCUAAAAAAUGGUAUCCAUGCCACACAGCAACUUACCCAGCAGCAUAACAUUUUCAUAUAAUUCAGUACCUGUUUCUAAUAGCUAUCGCCCAGCCCUCAAUACAUGUUGCCAUGUCAUUUCAGUGUUGGACUGCAUUAUAGGUAUGACUCAAACUGAAUGUCAAACAAUUGUGUUGGUGUUUAAAAUGAAAAAAUAUAAUGCAAGGCUUCAGUUCGACAGCUCCCUGAUGUGUAAAUUAAAUCAAAUAUGUAAAUUAUGAAUGUAUGCAGAGCUGGGCUCAGCAUUAUACAUUUGUCAAACCGUUUUCUUAAAAUAUAAGCUAAAACUGGAUACGUUGGACAUAAAAAGGUCAAAUAAUACCAUGACAUCCUUGUUAAUAGAUCUGCUGUACCUCUGACUGGUAGUUGAACAAAGCUGUAAAAAAAUA
This is a messenger RNA of Cyclopterus lumpus (lumpfish), 2385 nucleotides long. RefSeq names its product ess-2 splicing factor homolog (gene ess2). Lineage: Eukaryota; Metazoa; Chordata; Actinopteri; Perciformes; Cyclopteridae. Bases 251 to 1687 code for a protein of 478 amino acids. The transcript is spliced from 10 exons. The record is from RefSeq and is a predicted model, not a curated record. Gene Ontology annotation, cellular component: catalytic step 2 spliceosome.